Molecule: messenger RNA, 2205 nt
Organism: Peromyscus maniculatus bairdii (prairie deer mouse)
Lineage: Eukaryota; Metazoa; Chordata; Mammalia; Rodentia; Cricetidae
Gene: Chrna10
Product: cholinergic receptor nicotinic alpha 10 subunit
Biological process (GO): monoatomic ion transmembrane transport
Cellular component (GO): postsynaptic membrane
Molecular function (GO): acetylcholine-gated monoatomic cation-selective channel activity; transmembrane signaling receptor activity
Source: RefSeq, a predicted model, not a curated record
GCACUGGCCAUACAGAAGGGCAGAAGCUGAGGCCAGAGAGGCUGGGAACAGCAGCAAGGGAGAAACCACAGAUGCCAGGGGCCAGGUAUAGAAUUGAGGGCAAGUAAAACAGGCUGGAAGGAAGACCUCAGUCUCUGAUUUCCAGGUACUAUACACAUCAGCCAGCUGGACCUGUUGUCCUACGUCUGUCCUGAAAACUUGCCCACCCUCUGGCUGUGGUAGGGCCAUGGAGACCAGGAGCCACCACCUCGGCCUGGGAUUUCUGCUCCUGCUCUCUCUCCCUGCAGAAUGCCUGGGAGCCGAGGGUAGACUGGCUCACAAGCUGUUUCGUGACCUGUUUGUCAACUAUACAAGUGCCCUGAGACCUGUGGCAGACACAGACCAGACUCUAAAUGUGACCCUGGAGGUGACAUUGUCUCAGAUCAUCGAUAUGGACGAACGGAACCAGGUGCUGACCUUAUACCUGUGGAUCAGGCAGGAGUGGACAGAUGCCUACCUACACUGGGACCCCAAAGCCUAUGGUGACUUGGAUGCAAUCCGCAUUCCCAGCAGUCUAGUGUGGCGGCCAGACAUCGUACUCUACAACAAGGCAGACACGCAGCCACCAGCCUCGGCCAGCACCAACGUGGUUGUACGGCACGAUGGCGCCGUGCGCUGGGAUGCACCAGCCAUCAUACGCAGUUCGUGCCGUGUGGACGUGUCUGCCUUCCCGUUCGACGCACAGCGCUGCGGCCUGACCUUCGGCUCAUGGACGCACGGCGGGCACCAGCUGGACGUGCGACCCCGGGGCGCGUCUGCCAGUCUGGCCGACUUCGUGGAGAACGUUGAGUGGCGCGUGCUGGGCAUGCCGGCGCGCAGGCGCGUGCUCACCUAUGGCUGCUGCUCUGAGCCCUACCCAGAUGUGACCUUCACGCUGCUGCUGCGCCGCCGUGCUGCCGCCUAUGUGUGCAACCUGCUGCUGCCCUGUGUGUUCAUCUCCCUGCUGGCGCCACUGGCCUUCCACCUGCCCGCUGACUCCGGGGAAAAGGUGUCUCUGGGCGUCACCGUGCUCCUGGCCCUCACCGUCUUCCAGCUGAUUCUGGCCGAGAGCAUGCCGCCUGCAGAGAGCGUGCCGCUCAUCGGGAAGUACUACAUGGCCACCAUGACCAUGGUCACGUUCUCCACAGCACUCACCAUCCUCAUCAUGAAUCUGCAUUACUGUGGUCCUAGUGCACAUCCAGUGCCUGCCUGGGCUCGGGUCCUCCUGCUGGGACACCUGGCCAGAGGCCUGUGUGUGCGGGAACGAGGGGAACCCUGUGGGCAGUCCCGGCCACUAGAAUCAGCCCCCAGCCUCCAGCCUCCAGCUGGUCUCCCAGAGGGGCCUUGUCAUGAGCCACGGUGUCUAUGCCAUCAGGAAGCCCUUCUGCAUCACGUGGCUUCCAUUGCCAGCACCUUCCAUAGCCACCGGGCUGCCCAGCGCUGCCAUGAAGACUGGAAGCGCCUGGCUCGAGUGAUGGACCGCUUUUUCCUGGGCAUCUUCUUCUGCAUGGCUCUGGUCAUGAGCCUACUGGUACUGGUACAAGCCCUGUGAGAGCCAAGAACUGGAUCUUAGGGAGCUGUGGUCACCUCAACACUACCAGGCAGGAAUGACAAGACCCAGGUGGUUGUUGGUAUUCAGAUAGGCUAGCUAGUCUCUCCCCAGAGUCAGGAAGACCUCUUCAGGACCAGCACUUCUGACCUCACAGUCCACAAACAGCCUUUGUGAGCUACCUGUCCUAAAUAAGGGGGAUCCAAAGCCGGUUUCUCCCUUAAUUCCAAUAUGAUUAAGGUCAAAGUAUAGACUUGGAGAAUAAGACUUAAUGUCAGUUGAGCAAGCUGGUGCUCUCCCGUAAUUCCAGCACAUGGAGGCUGAGGUAGGAAGAUUGCCAUAAGUUCAAGGACAGCCUGAGCUCCGGAAAAUUUUAUCUAAAAAAUAAAUAACCAUCUGUGUCUACACUUGGAAUGAUAGUUGUUAGCUGGGAGAAUCCAUGUUAUUUUUAUUUUGUUGAGAGAGUCUCACGAUGUACCCCCUGCUGGCCUGGAACUUGCUAUGUAGCCCAGGCUGGCCUUGAACUCACAUAGACCCACCUGGCUCUGCCUCUCCAAAGGCAGGUGCUACUGCUGGCUAGAGUGUAAGUUACUGACUGAAAGGACAAAGCUCCACCUCUGCUGUCACAGAUCCUCAUC